Pocillopora meandrina is the source of this 366-nucleotide messenger RNA. The record is from the annotation of a GenBank genome assembly. NCBI's taxonomy places the organism in Eukaryota, Metazoa, Cnidaria, Anthozoa, Scleractinia, Pocilloporidae.
AUGUCCGUGGUUUACGAACACUGGAGUUUUUGUCGAUACGCAAGGGAUGCAACCGUCAUAUCAAGUCAUGCAUUAUGUUCAGUGUCUUUGUUGACGUUGACAGCAAUAAGCGUGGACCGACUUCUCGCCCUGUUAUUGGGACUGAGAUACAAAAAGAUUGUAACUUUGAGGUGCACGUAUAUUAUUUUAGCUAUCGUUUGGGCUUUAUGUCUAGUCGCUGGUAUAUGCUCUUAUCUCAAUUUCCGUAUAGCCAUUUGGUGCAGCUUUGUAGGUAUAUCCUCUUGCCUAGUUAUAUUGGUCGCCUCGUACACAAAGAUUUUUGGCGCUCUCAGUCAAACAACUAACAGGCGAAAAACUGUAGUUUAG